This is a messenger RNA of Suricata suricatta (meerkat), 3512 nucleotides long. It is a transcript of the gene RNF6, whose product is annotated as ring finger protein 6. Gene Ontology annotation, biological process: protein ubiquitination; ubiquitin-dependent protein catabolic process; positive regulation of DNA-templated transcription. Gene Ontology annotation, cellular component: nucleoplasm; cytoplasm. Gene Ontology annotation, molecular function: ubiquitin protein ligase activity. The transcript has 5 exons. Bases 394 to 2433 code for a protein of 679 amino acids. NCBI's taxonomy places the organism in Eukaryota, Metazoa, Chordata, Mammalia, Carnivora, Herpestidae. The record is from RefSeq and is a predicted model, not a curated record.
GCGUCGUGCCGGCGGGGCCGCGUCUGCGCUCGUCCGAGGGGGGACCUGGUAGCUGGGAAAGAAGGGCCAGGGCCUGUGUCCCUCCUCUAGAGCCUCCCCGCCAUCUGGACGACCCCAAACUGCACGGGCUUCCAGCUUCUCCCUUCAGUAGACGACUAGAGGGAGCAGCGGCCUCCGGAGACCAGCCCUUCUCGCCCACGCCCAUCGUCCCAACCUUCCAGGACCCGAGAGGAGCGCCGCCCGCCGCGGACUGCCCUUGGGGCAGGGGCUGGACUGCCCAGCUCCUGGCGAGAUGGGCAGCUCUCCAAAAAAGCACAAACAAUUGAAGGAUGGAUACCACUGCAUACAUUAAAAGCAUGUUGAAAGGACAAUAAGAAAGCUAGGGAUCUCAGUAUGAAUCCGUCUAGAUCGAGAUCAGACAAUGGUGGUGAAGAAGCUUCAUGUCAAGACGGUAAUCCUCAUGAAAGUGAGAGAAGAUGGCAGCAAGAGCGUCUCCACAGAGAAGAAGCCUAUUAUCAGUUUAUUAAUGAACUCAAUGAUGAAGAUUAUAGGCUAAUGCGAGACCACAAUCUCUUAGGCACCCCUGGAGAAAUAACAUCAGAAGAACUACAGCAGCGGUUGGAUGGAGUCAAGGAGCAGCUCGCCUCUCAGCCGGACUUGAGAAGCGGGACCAAUGCCAGAGACUCAGAAGUCCCUAGAGAAAGUUCAGAUGAAGAUUCUCUGCUAGAAUGGUUGAACACGUUUCGCCGCACAGGAAACGCAACUCGAAGUGGACAAAAUGGGAACCAAACCUGGAGAGCCGUGAGUCGAACAAACCCAAACAGCGGAGAGUUUCGGUUUAGUCUGGAAAUCCAUAUAAAUCAUGAGAAUAGAGGAAUUGAAAUUCACGGUGAAGAUCAGACAGGUGCUCCGCUCUCAGAUUUUAGCAGGGCUCACACCGCAAGUAGGCGACAGAGAUCUGCUAGUCCUGUGGCUAGGCGAACAAGAAGCCAGACCUCCCUGAGUCUCCGUGGUGGUGGUUCCAACGUCCCGAGGACUAGGCUUGGUCUAAGGGGCCAGAAUUCGGUAGAAGGGUCUUUCUCAACAUUGGGAAGAUUAAGAAGUGGCCUUGGGGGAGCAGUUGGCGUUCCCAGAACGAGAGCUGCACGUGCUAAUUUCAGUAGUCAGGGCGGUAGUGAACUCAGGCAGAGGGAGGGGCAGCGGUUUGGAGCAGCGCAUGUCUGGGAAAAUGGGGCUAGAACUAAUGUUACAGUGAGGAAUACAAACCAAAGAUUAGAGCCAAUAAGAUUGAGGUCUUCCUUCAGUAGUCGAAGCCGUUCACCAAUUCAGAGACAAAGCGGCGCUGUUUAUCGUAACUCCCAGAGAGAAAGCAGACCUUCACAGCAGAACAGUAGAAGGUCUGUUAGAAGGAGAGGUGUAACGCGUGUCUUUUUAGAGCAGGAUAGGGAACGUAGAGGUACCGCCUAUGCUCCCUUCUCUAACUCAAGACUUGUGUCAAGAAUAACAGUAGAAGAAGGAGAAGAAUCCAGCAGAUCUUCACCCGCUGCACGACGGCACCCAACAAUCACCCUGGACCUACAAGUGAGAAGGAUCCGUCCUGGAGAAAACCGAGAUCGGGACAGUAUUGCGAGCAGAACUCGAUCCAGGGUAGGGCUAGCAGAAAACACGGUCACGAUCGAAAGCAAUAGUGGCGGCUUUCGCCGAACUAUUUCUCGUUUAGAGCGGUCAGGUAUUCAGACCUAUGUUAGUACCAUCACAGUUCCUCUUCGGAGGAUUUCUGAGAAUGAGCUGCUGGAGCCAUCAUCAGUGGCCCUUCGGUCCAUUUUAAGGCAGAUCAUGACUGGAUUUGGAGAACUGAGUUCUUUAAUGGAGGCCGAGUCUGAGUCGGAAAUUCCGAGACACGGUCAGCAUUUACCAGAGAGGCAGUCCGCGCUGGGUACCCGAGGCGCAGUCAACCACGUGGGCCAGCGCCAUGAAGCUCCCUCUCAAAGCAGGCGGGCCCGAGACAACAGCUCUGAAGUCCCGGGUGGAAACGAGAUGCCCCAGCCUCGCGCCCAACACAGUGAUCACAGAGGUGGCAGGCAGUCGAGGAAUCCAAAUAACUUAGUCGAAACUGGAACACUACCUAUUCUUCGCCUUGCGCACUUCUUUUUACUGAAUGAAGGUGAUGACGAUGAUCCCACACGCGGCUUAACCAAAGAACAGAUUGACAAUCUUUCCACCCGGAACUACGAGCAUAGCAGUAUGGACGGUGAACGAGGCAAAAUCUGCAGUGUGUGUAUCAGUGACUAUGUGACUGGCAACAAGCUGCGGCAGCUGCCCUGCAUGCACGAGUUUCACAUUCACUGCAUCGACCGCUGGCUCUCUGAGAAUGGCACCUGCCCCGUCUGCCGGCAGCCGGUGCUCGGGUCCGGCCUGGCGGGCAAUGGGUGAAGGGUUGGGUCCAUUCAAACGUUCCAUUUUAGUAGAGCUGAGUACUGACGUACCUUUCUGUUGACUUGUGAUGAGCUAACCAGGAUGAAAGAGAACAAGUUAUUCUAGUUCGAACUAUUUUUUUGUGUGCUUUUUUUAACUUGUUAAAUUUCUAUAAAACUGAAAAUGGCACAUGUUAAAUUAUUGACAAGAACAGAGUAGUCUAAUAUUGCUAGCACCAAAUAAUCUUUAAAAUGUUUUUAUUUUGGUAAUUUUGUCAUGCUAAAGCACUUUUGUACCUGCACAAUUCCGUAGGUUAAAAAUCAAUCUUUUUUUCCUUAAUAGCCCAGCAGAAUUUAUUUGGACUUUUUAAGUUGCAGAGGCUUAGUAUCAUAUGCAGACAUUGGUGGCUAUAAGCCUUUCAUUAACUUUUUAUUCAAAGGACAGUAUCUUUCAUGAGAGAGUGUUUGGCUGAAUGUUUGCUAAAUAUAUUUAAGUUACUUGAAAUGUUAAAUUUAAUAUGCAGCUUACCAUAUAUGUAUAUGUAGAUAUAUAAUUUUAAGGUUAAAAUAUUCAGUCUAAAAACUACCAGUUUGGUUUGUAUUUAAGCUUUUGGGCUGUGAAUGCACUUAGCACAAUGUGUAACAUUUACAGGAUCAUCUCUGGGAGGAAGUAGUUUAAGAUAUUUAAAAAUAGACAUAAUUUACUGAAGCGUCUCUGACAAUCUUACUAGACGGCAAGCAAUAUAUAAUACUGAACAAAUAUUUCUUUACUCAGAAACGGAACACAGACAUUUUAGUACAUAGAGAUUAUUUAACUUGAGUUCGGCCUUUUUGUGACUUUUUUGAACGUGCAGACAGUUCUUUGGAUUACAUUAAGUAACGUAUACAAAUAUGCAUGAUUUCUCAAGUUUACUUCUGAAAUCUAAAAACAAAUGCCUAUGAAGAGUCAAAUGCAUAGAUAAUAUGUUAAGUUUACUUGGAGGCCAAAAUCUCCAAAUAAUAUAAAACACAAAACCCUUAAGAGAAUGUGGAAUUUAUAUAACACGAAGUAUGCAUUGAAGAUCUAUUUCUACCAAUAAAUAUUAAAACUAAGCUGUA